Molecule: messenger RNA, 2268 nt
Organism: Cajanus cajan (pigeon pea)
Lineage: Eukaryota; Viridiplantae; Streptophyta; Magnoliopsida; Fabales; Fabaceae
Source: RefSeq, a predicted model, not a curated record
GGUACCUCCAGGCAAACUUUGUUUCUGAAAAAGAGGUCUCAGAGACGAAGUCAUAUGUUAUGGGGUAAGCUUUGGAAUCGGAAUUGGGUUCUGGGAUCAUCUUCAAGAGCUUUGCCUUUAAGGUGCCAGGCUCAAGAAAAUCCUAAAGCUGUGGUUUCUGGUGGUGUGAGCAGUUCAGUAGAAGAGCAACCGGGUUUGGUUGAGAAGCCUGCCUCAGAAGUUGUUCAUUUGUAUCGUGUCCCGUUUAUGCAAGAUAGUGCAGCUGCUGAGCUUCUAAAGGAGGCUCAAGUGAAAAUCUCUAAUCAGAUUGUGGAAAUACAGACGGAGCAAUGCUAUAAUAUUGGCCUUGGUUCACAACUUUCAAGUAAAAAGUUUUCAGUUCUUAAAUGGCUUCUUCAAGAAACGUUUGAGCCUGAGAAUCUGGGAACCGAGAGCUUUCUCCAGAAGAAGAGGAAGCAGGGUUUGGUUCCAGUUAUCGUCGAGGUUGGCCCCAGGUUGUCAUUUACCACAGCAUGGUCUACUAAUGCUGUGGCAAUUUGCCAAGCCUGUGGUUUGACGGAAGUGAACCGUUUGGAACGGUCAAGGAGGUACUUGUUGUUCACCACAAGUGAACUGCAAGAUCAUCAAAUCAAUGAGUUUGCAUCAAUGGUGCAUGAUAGGAUGACUGAAUGUGUUUACGCUCAGAAACUAACAUCCUUUGAGACCAGUGUAGUUCCAGAAGAAAUUCGUUAUAUACCUGUCAUGGAGAGGGGACGAAAGGCAUUAGAAGAGAUUAAUCUGGAGAUGGGUUUUGCCUUUGAUGACCAGGAUUUGGAAUUCUACACCAAACUCUUCAGGGAAGACAUUAAGCGCAAUCCAACAAAUGUGGAGUUGUUUGAUAUUGCGCAGUCCAACAGUGAGCACAGCAGACACUGGUUUUUUUCUGGAAAGAUUUUCAUUGAUGGACAGCUUAUGAGUAGAACUCUUAUGCAAAUUGUGAAAAGUACUCUACAGGCAAAUCCAAAUAACUCAGUUAUUGGCUUUAAGGAUAACUCGAGUGCAAUAAGAGGUUUCCCAGUAAAGCAGCUCCGACCAGUUCAGCCUGGUUCAGUAUGCCCGUUAGAUGUUGCAGCACAUGAGCUAGAUAUCUUGUUUACUGCUGAAACACAUAAUUUUCCAUGUGCAGUGGCACCUUAUCCUGGUGCAGAGACUGGUGCAGGAGGUCGAAUUAGAGAUACACAUGCUACAGGAAGGGGGUCAUUUGUCCAGGCAGCUACAGCUGGUUAUUGUGUUGGGAAUCUCAACACUGCAGGCUUUUAUGCUCCAUGGGAAGAUCCCUCCUUUACUUAUCCAUCAAAUUUGGCAUCACCUUUACAGAUUCUUAUAGAUUCUAGUAAUGGUGCAUCUGACUAUGGGAACAAAUUCGGAGAGCCAUUGAUCCAGGGUUUCUGCAGAACAUUUGGAAUGAGACUUCCUAGUGGGGAUAGGCGAGAAUGGUUGAAGCCAAUCAUGUUUAGUGCAGGCAUUGGACAGAUUGACCACCUUCAUAUAUCAAAGGGAGAGCCUGACAUUGGUAUGCUGGUUGUUAAGAUUGGAGGUCCGGCUUAUCGUAUUGGUAUGGGAGGUGGGGCAGCCUCAAGCAUGGUCAGUGGGCAGAAUGAUGCGGAGCUUGAUUUCAAUGCUGUGCAACGUGGGGAUGCUGAAAUGGCUCAAAAACUAUACCGUCUUGUUCGUGCCUGUAUUGAGAUGGGGGAGAAAAAUCCUAUUAUUAGCAUUCAUGACCAGGGUGCUGGUGGGAACUGCAAUGUUGUAAAGGAAAUUAUAUAUCCAAAAGGUGCUGAGAUAGAUGUCCGAGCAAUUGUGGUUGGUGAUCAUACAAUGUCUGUUCUAGAAAUUUGGGGUGCAGAGUAUCAGGAGCAGGAUGCAAUCUUGGUGAAGCCUGAGAGUCAUGAUAUCCUUAAAUCGAUCUGUAGUAGGGAGAAAGUUUCAAUGGCUGUUAUUGGAACUAUUAGUGGUGAUGGACGUGUUGUUUUAGUUGAUAGUUCAGCAACUCAGAAGUGUAUUUCUAAUGGACUCCCCCCACCUGCCCCUGCUGUGGAUCUUGAACUGGAGAAAGUCCUUGGUGACAUGCCUAAGAAAUCAUUUAAAUUUAAUCGGGUUGUUUAUGAGCGGGAGCCACUAGAUCUUGCCCCUGGUGUUGCGGUGAUAGAUUCUCUGAAGAGGGUAUUGAGUUUACCAUCUGUCUGUUCAAAACGCUUCUUAACAACAAAAGUUGAUAGGUGUGUUACU